Molecule: messenger RNA, 462 nt
Organism: Monoraphidium neglectum
Lineage: Eukaryota; Viridiplantae; Chlorophyta; Chlorophyceae; Sphaeropleales; Selenastraceae
Product: 3-phosphoshikimate1-carboxyvinyltransferase
Exons: 3
Coding region: 1-462 (153 amino acids)
Biological process (GO): chorismate biosynthetic process
Molecular function (GO): 3-phosphoshikimate 1-carboxyvinyltransferase activity
Source: RefSeq, a predicted model, not a curated record
AUGGGCCUGAUGGGUGCCAAGGUGGAGUGGGCGCCCUACUCCAUAACAGUCACCGGCCCCUCUGCUUUCGGCGGGAAGCUGCGCGGCGUCGACCAUGACUGUAACGACAUCCCCGACGCCGCCAUGACCGCCGCCGUUGCCGCCCUGUACGCCGAGGGCCCCACCGCCAUACGCAACGUGUACAACUGGCGCGUGAAGGAGACCGAGCGAAUGGUGGCCAUCGUCACCGAGCUCACCAAGCUCGGGGCCAAGGUGGAGGAGGGGCGCGACUACUGCGUCAUCACGCCCCCCGCGGCCGUCACCCCGGGCGUCGCAAUUGACACGUACGACGACCACCGCAUGGCCAUGGCCUUCAGCCUGGUCGCGUGCGGCGGCGUGCCCGUCGUGAUCAAUGACCCGGGCUGCACCCGCAAGACGUUCCCCACCUACUUCAAGGUCUUCGAGUCGGUAGUGCAGCACUGA